AAACGCCGACGUGUUUAGCAAUUUUAAUCGGCAGUGGUGGGGUUCGAGCGUUAACAUGCAUCGGGCAGUUUACGCUUUCUAAUCGCCGCGUUCGGUCGUGCAAACAAAAUGUCUUACGAAAAACUUUACGAGCGGCUUUCCGCUCACGGCCAAGACCAUCUCCUGAAGUACUGGCCGGAAUUGAGUAAAAAAGAGCGGGAACAACUAACAUCCGAAAUAGACAAUUUGGAUUUGGCGGAAGUGAAUCAGAUUUUCGAACGCGCUGUGGAAUCUUCGAAAAUUAUUUUGGAGAAGUUGGAUGACGAUUUGAAGCCCAUUCCACAGACGCAUUAUGAGGCCGUACCUUCUCUUACUAGAGAGAAGAUUGAAGAGUACGAAAACAUUGGUUUCAAAGAGAUUUCUGAGGGGAAAGUCGGUGUUUUGCUGCUCGCUGGAGGACAAGCGACGAGGCUCGGCUUCGGGCACCCUAAAGGUAUGUUCAAUGUCGGCUUACCAUCGAAAAAAACCUUGUUCCAAAUUCAAGCUGAAAGAAUUUUGAGAGUGCAGCAAAUGGCCGCAGAGAAAUAUGGCAAAGAAGGCCGAAUUACUUGGUACAUCAUGACCUCACAACACACUAAAGGACCUACUGCAGAUUACUUCAAAUCUCAUUCCUACUUUGGACUCAACGAGGAUGAUAUAGUAUUCUUUGUCCAAGGAACAUUACCAUGCUUUGAUUUUGACGGUAAAAUAUUUUUGGAUGAAAAACACCAUUUAUCAUCAGCCCCUGAUGGUAACGGAGGGCUUUACAGGGCCUUAAAAGUCCAAGGAAUCCUUGAUGAUAUCGCCAAGAGAGGAGUGGAACACUUACACGCACAUUCUGUAGACAAUAUCUUAAUAAAAGUUGCGGAUCCAGUGUUCAUUGGCUAUUGUAAAACUAAAAACGCAGACUGCGCUGCAAAAGUAGUACAAAAAUCUUCUCCUAGUGAGCCUGUGGGGGUCGUCUGCAGAGUGAACGGACACUACAAGGUUGUGGAGUACUCUGAACUUACUGAAGAAGCUGCGGAAAGACGGAACCCAGAUGGACGGUUGACGUUCUGCGCUGGCAACAUCUGUAAUCAUUACUUCUCCUCCGAAUUCCUUACAAAAAUCUGCAAUUUCGAAUCUAAACUCAAACUCCACAUUGCUAAGAAGAAAAUACCAUACGUAGAUGAGAACGGAGUCCGUCAGAAACCAUCAGAACCGAAUGGUAUUAAGAUGGAAAAGUUCAUUUUCGACGUUUUCGAGUUCGCUGAGAACUUCAUUUGUCUAGAAGUAGCAAGGGAUGUGGAGUUCUCCGCUUUGAAGAAUGCUGACUCAGCGAAGAAGGAUUGCCCGUCCAAUCGCCAGGGAAGAUCUUGUCGGCUUCAUAGGAAAUAUAUAAGAGAGGCUGGUGGCAUAAUUGCUGAUAAUAUUGAUGUUGAGAUCUCUCCAUUGUUAUCUUAUGGUGGAGAGAACAUUGAGGAGUUGGUGAAGGAUGAGGUCUUCACCAUAUCCCCCUUCCAUUUAAAGAGCAUGCAUGAAGCUGCCACCAAUGGGCUUAAUGGUAACCAUUAGCGUUUUUAUAAAUUACUAUCGGUCAAAAUUCAAGUUAGUAUAUGAAAUACAUGAAAUUAUGAAUGAAUUGAUUGUAUUGAAAUUUCAGAAUUGUGGAAGCAAUAACAUUUUGUUUUUUAAGAAUUAUUGGAAGCAAUAGCUUUUUAUUUACGAAUCAAUUUAAAAAAAUAUAUAGAUUAAACCUUGAAAUACUAGAGUAUUUUAAACAAGGGAAGAUAAAUAUUGAUUUGAAAAAAUGAAAAUUUUUGUGUCAAAAAGACUAAAAAAAAUUUCAUUUUGGUUUUCAUUAUUUAAAUUCUAUUUUUUUCUUUGUUUUUUUUUAUAACUGAAGUAAAAGCGAAAUUUAUCAUUCAAAAUGUUUUUUCGUACAUUUCUUUAAAGAUAAAAAAGCAAUAAAAGCCACAAGCUGUAGCUAGUCAUUGAAACUAAUAUAUUCUUCAAAUUUCUAUUGUACAAAAAUACUUAAAACAAAAAAUUAUUCAGAGCUGAAUUAAGGUUGGCUCAAGGGGGGUCAAACCCCAUUCUGUGUUUAAAAUCACAACUAGAUUAUAUGUUGAUUUGGUGUACAUUUAUUCCUUUUGCUUACUCAAAGUACUAUAAAAUGGCGGGAAACAUUAUUUUCAAAGUAAUACACAAGGAAACAGACAAGUGUACAUAAAGUUUGUUUUUUAAGAUUAUAACAGUAUUUGGUUAAUAGAUUGCAGUAGCGCUGUUAAUUUGUUCUAUAAUUUCAAUUCAUUUUUUUCUAUUUUUCUAUCUGAUACUAAUAUUGUCAUUAUUUAUGUUUCACACAAAAUUGGGAAAUGUCCAAUGUAAAUUCUUAGCUAUAAGCUAUAAUACUUUUUGUGAAUAUUUCGGCCUCUGUAUUGUUAAGGGCGUUUGCGAAAUUAAAUAUUAAAUUGUAUAUAUGAAUAUAUGUAUAUAGUUCGUUUUAAAAGAGUUUCGUACGUGAAAAGCUGAAGAAGUUUUACGUAAAAAAUAUAAACGAUUUUUGGUAAAUUUAUUUAAUAAGUCAACAUAAUUGAUUUGAUUUUUCCCCCAAUAAAGUUUCUUAAUCCACCCCUGUUAAAUCUAGCUAAAAUAAUACCUAAUUAUCAGUAAAAAUCUAUAUUUGUUUGCAUGAAAACUUUACAAGGCCACAUUUAAAUGAAAUAUCUCUUACCUUGAAACAAACCUACUACAAAGGUUUUAGCAGUUAGCUUUUAAUAUACGAAACAUCACAAUAUUAGAUUUAAUUAUUCCAUUUGUUAAGCGAUCUCAGAGUUGAGCAUUUUUUUCAUUAAUUCAUAAGUUAAAGCAUCGCCUAAUAAAUUUACAAUUCGUUUGAAAUCUUAUCAGUGUAUUAGCUGUGGAAAUCAGUGUCGCGAAGUUUUCCCGCGUAAAUCGCGACCAACUAGAUUUUUUACAACCACGACCCAUCAACAGUAAUCGUUAUAUUUCAGUCAAUUUACAUAAAACCGUAAUGUUACCUAAACCUUCAUCAAGAAUUGCACUAUCUUUUAGUAAAAACCGUACAAAAAUCCGUUUUGUAUAUUUUGAAAAAAUCGAUCAUAUACAGACAGCUUUUGGGGACUUUGUUUUAUAAUAUGUAUAGAUUUUUCAGUAAUAAUAUUUUUAGCCAAUUAUGUGGUUUUGGUAUGGUACUUCAACUAAAUUCAAAAUACAGUAAAUUCAUUUGAAUUUUUUUCUUUGUUCACUGUAAUUUGGUCUUUCAUGGUAAAUGAAAAAUUCAGCAUGUAUUUAAAGAAAUAUGUAAAAUAAUUUUUCAAUUGCAUUUUUACGUAGGUGAGGCUUAUUAUUAUAAAUAUCAGCUUUCUUGCAGCUCUUAUGUUAUCAUACUGCCCUUUGGGCUUAGUGAUAGACUACUUUUUUAAUUAUAUUUUUUUAUAAACCUGGCAAAAACAACUUUACGACCAUUUGAAUUACAAAUGCCUAUAUAAUGCGAAAUUGUAAAUACAAUUCUAAUUUUAAAUAAAAUAUGAAGUAGUUUAGUUGUAAAGAGGUGUGAUUGAUUAAAAAUCCCAUGGUAUAAAAUACGGGAACAUAGCCCGCGCAUUCAAAAUGACUUGCUAUCUUUUUUCAUACAUUGCCCGUUUACUUAUUCCAUAAAAAAGCAAAAAGGUUAUAAGUUGCUAAAUAAAAUGACCCAAAAUGCUGGAACGAAAUUUUUUAUUUGAUUGCGCGGGUUUUUUUGUGAAAUAAUUCCAAAAUUAUGUAAAUAUGCAAUAAUAUAUUUAGGAAAAAUGAAAUAAUGUGACAAUACGAAAAUUGUAAAAUUAUAUUAGAAAUGUCAUCGGUGUAAAAAUGCCUCUGUAUUUAUUGGCGAAGAUUUGGCGGGAAAUGCAUCACAGACUGCGUAAUGUACGAUUUCAUAGUGCAGUAUUUUGUUUUUUUUUUAUUUACGUUUGAUGCAAUGGCACUGGAAAAUACUUAUACAUUUCUCGUUUAAUAUUUUAAAUCAUUCAGUGGCCAAUGCAUCACGUUAUUAAUUUAGAUUUUCAUUCUUAUCUCAAGAAUAAUGAUUGGCAAUAAAUAACGUAUCAUAUUAGUAAGAUAAUACGUUUUUUCAAUGUUUAUAAAAUAAUUUCCCGCGUACCUGGCUGAUUCAUUCAUUCAUAACGAACGAAUGAUUGUGUGGUUGCAUCAUUAUUUAAAUUAAGAACAUAUUUUUUUGUUUUCAUUAUUCUUGAGAGGUUUAUUAUUAUAAUGAUUUAAUCGUCUCUAAUGACAACUUUUGGGUAUUUAACUUUGUACGGACAGACCUAGAGAGUAGAGACCAUUUUUUUGCUUUAAAACUGCUUUGCGUAUUAUUUCGUACUUAAAGAAUUUAUGUAUAAAUGUUCCUUAUAAUAAAUGAUUAUUUUUAAAGUUA
Messenger RNA from Manduca sexta (tobacco hornworm), 4444 nucleotides. Its product is annotated as UDP-N-acetylhexosamine pyrophosphorylase-like protein 1. Gene Ontology annotation, biological process: UDP-N-acetylglucosamine biosynthetic process. The record is from RefSeq and is a predicted model, not a curated record. NCBI's taxonomy places the organism in Eukaryota, Metazoa, Arthropoda, Insecta, Lepidoptera, Sphingidae. Gene Ontology annotation, molecular function: UDP-N-acetylglucosamine diphosphorylase activity.